AUGGGCAGGAUGAAGUCCAGCUUUUUGGCCGACCGGAAUCUUGGCCAUACACCGUCUCCCACGUCUUCACCCAGCCUGACAGACUCCGAGUCCUUAACAGCCUCUAGAGCACAAGGCCUUCCAAAUGUGUCUUCCACCCCAUCAUUUACAAUAUUGGAUGACAGGAAAAUUGUGAAGCCUUCGAGCCAAGACUGGGACGGCUCAGCAUGCAAAUGCCGGUGUACAUGCAAGCGGAACGAAUGGCAGCAGAUGAAUGCCUUGACGGAUGUGGCUUUUAGGAAGACACCAAAAAAGACGAUCAUUGGACGAGGGGUCAAUCUUCUUGAUGGCAAACCGACAACUCUAGCGGCAGAGCAAUGCAUACGGACAAACGGGCAGGAGAAAGAGGACGGGAAUGAGGAGGUGGGAAAAGAGAGGAAUUAUUUGGAAGAAUUUAUGCUGGGAGAAAGUGAGAUUGGGGCCAGAUGGAAGCGAAGGGCCUCGAUCUCGGAAUUCGUACCCACGAAAUGGCCAAGCGCACUUUUGGAAGCCCAUUUACGAAAGCAGGUAAAUUGGCAUGAUUGA
Molecule: messenger RNA, 564 nt
Organism: Protopolystoma xenopodis
Lineage: Eukaryota; Metazoa; Platyhelminthes; Monogenea; Polystomatidea; Polystomatidae
Source: the annotation of a GenBank genome assembly